CCUUGAAGCCUGUUGUCACUGGAUAAUUCCAAGCCGGAACAGAAGGAUCGUUCCAUUUGCCAACUUACAUUCAACCUAUCAAGGACAAGCAGGCGAUUAUAGGAAACACUAAGUUCGACCAGCCCAAACCGCUGCAAAGCUUCCGCUGGCCAACUCUCCGCGUCGGCUACACCUCCCUUGCCGCUCACUUUCUAUCGACCGACUACACAGUAUUUCUCGAGGUCAAGAUGACUGAUCGGCGGAGAAUCAACGGGCCGCCCGGCGCAACAAUGCCACCGGUCUACGACAUCACCAACCAAACCUCGGCAUCUCGGGCAAGGCCAGGAAAUACCAUUCGGGGCUUGUUCCUCAAGACUGGCGUGACCCCGACGGCAUCAGGUUCAGCCUAUAUGGAAAUCGAACCGCCUUACGGUCAUGUGAGCUCAAAGUCCAAGGUCAACGGCAUGAAGCUCAUCUGCACCGUUCAUGGGCCUCGUUCACUCCCACGAUCUGCACCAUUCUCACCCUAUUUGGUGCUCUCAACCCACGUCAAAUACGCCCCUUUCGCUACGCGUCAACGCCGCAGCUAUCUUCGCGACUCGAGUGAAAGGGACAUCAGCGUCCACCUUGACACGGCUCUUCGUGGAGUCAUCAUCGCUGACCGAUGGCCCAAGAGUGGCGUUGAUGUUAUUGUUACCAUCAUCGAAGGUGAUCAGGAGCGAGAAGCCUCUCAUUUUCAAGGCAACGAGGAAUGGGAUAUGAUGAACGUUCUCAGUGGGUGCGUCACCGUUGCCGCAGCCGCUCUCGCAGAUGCCGGCAUUGAUUGUGUGGACAUGGUCACAGGCGGUGUUGCAGCUCUUGUUGCUUCAGACAAGGGCGACACCAACACGCCGUCCAUUGUGCUGGAUCCAAUCUCCCUGGAACACGAGAGUAUUCUGGCCGCCUGUUGUGUUGCCUACUUGCCCAAUCGCGCCGAGAUUACCAACCUCUGGGUAAAAGGUCAACUUCCGCCAUCCGACUCUUCGUUGCAUACAAAACUCAUAGGUCGUGCCAUUCAAGCUUCCAAGGGCAACUACCGUGCUGUCCUUGAAAGACUACAAAACAACCAACCACCUAACAGCUAGAGGACCCGAACUUGAAUAAAUUAGUGCGGUGGUAUACAUCCUGGACCAGAAGUCAUCGCCGGGUGCGCUAUGCCUUCAGAAGAGAAUGGUUUGCCGCAUCAUUGACGAGUAGCUGGGCCCUACAGACUUGGUAUCUUUCAUGGCGUGCUUGGAGCAAUCGAUGGAAACAAGGGGAGAAAAUUGGAUGAAGGCGAAGCAAGGCGACUGUACUGCGAGGAAGGUUUACGAUACACAGGAGACUACUUCAAGAAGGUAACACCUACACGCAACCUUAAAGUAUGUCAGAACAUGACUAGUAAAAGAUAGUGUAGGCAUCCAUCGAUAGAUGUUCCGAGGGCUUCAAUGAGGGAAGGUUUGCUGCUUUUCGGGAGAGGAAACUCGGGGAACCUUGACAGGCAAGAUACUGCAUCGAUGGUGGAUAGUUUGAGCCGUUCAACGUUGCAGUCCAAGGAUGGAGGAGCCUUUCUCGCAGUUGCUUUUUCCAAAGAACUAGCAUACAGAGAUAUCAUUUGAUGUGGCUAUUGGCAUUUCAACGCAUG
Molecule: messenger RNA, 1642 nt
Organism: Colletotrichum destructivum
Lineage: Eukaryota; Fungi; Ascomycota; Sordariomycetes; Glomerellales; Glomerellaceae
Product: Putative ribosomal protein uS5 domain 2-type superfamily
Exons: 2
Coding region: 228-1103 (291 amino acids)
Biological process (GO): U4 snRNA 3'-end processing; poly(A)-dependent snoRNA 3'-end processing; rRNA catabolic process
Cellular component (GO): cytoplasmic exosome (RNase complex); nucleolus; nuclear exosome (RNase complex)
Source: RefSeq, a predicted model, not a curated record